CGCAGUAAGGAAAAAAAAAAUCGAUUUUUUUUUUUUUGACUUUCAUUUCGAUCCGAUCGCUCCAAUCCGAUGCAUUCCUCUCUCGAUCGGAGGUCCGACGGCUGCACCUCCGUCGGCUGCUUCGUCUUCCUCCGGCGGCCGUCCUCCCGCUCUCGCUUCGGCUACCGCCCGCUCCCACGGGCGGCGGGGUUCUCCGACGGCGAGGAGUCCGGGUCGGCGGUGCGGGUGGUGGUGGGGAAGGAGCGACGAGUCUUCUUGGUGGAGCCCUUCGUCCUCGAGACGGACCCUCUCAGGGUUCUGAUGGCGACGGCGGCGAGGGAGGGGCCGCGGCGGAAAGGCGCCGUCUUUGUCGACGUCGACCACAUCCUCUUCGAGCAUCUGGUCUGGUUGGUGCACAACGAGUACUCCUCCGCCGCCGCCGCCACCGCCGCCGCCUCGUCGGCUUUGAUUCAGCUCAACUUGAAGGAAAUCAUUGAGUUCUACUCGCAGGAGAAUUGAGGCGACUCGAUGUUGUUAUUUAUUUUAUUGUGUGAAUUAUCAGAAUUAAUGAUUAAGAUGAAAAUAUAAGUUUAAUUUUGAAAAUUACCCAAAUCACGUCCUUGAUUUUGCUGUAAUAGUAUUCAUUUUUAUUGACCACUUCACGUAUUCUUUUGCA
Messenger RNA from Zingiber officinale, 655 nucleotides. RefSeq lists its product as uncharacterized. The record is from RefSeq and is a predicted model, not a curated record. The transcript has a single exon. The coding region runs from base 70 to 498 and encodes 142 amino acids. NCBI's taxonomy places the organism in Eukaryota, Viridiplantae, Streptophyta, Magnoliopsida, Zingiberales, Zingiberaceae.